CCCUACUGGUUCUAGGAUCUCUCUUCUCUCCGCGAAUUCUCGAUCGAUCUUCUAGCAAUGCCGACGCUUCUCCAGCAAUUGCCAUUCCGAGUGAGGUCGACGAUCAAGCGCGAUGAGGAUGCGAGCGACGCGCCCCCGAUUGGAGAAUCCAUGGCGGAGAACAUCCUGAAGGCGAUGGAGAAGGCCAUGAUCGAAGAGGAGGAGGAAGAGAGGUACGAGCGGUACGGGAAGGAGAAGGAGCAGAAAUUCAAGCUCCACGUCUCCUGGCUCGAGACAUCCGAGAGCCACAUCAUCGCUGUCGAGCUGCCCGGAGUGGAAAAGUCGGGCAUCAAGCUCCAGAAGAUGGGCGAUCAGGCGCUGCAACUCUCGGGCGAGCGCGAGGACGUGCUGCCGCUGCCCAAGGACGACGCCAAAGCCAAGUUCCGCCAGAAGGAGCUCCGCGCAGCCACCUUCUCCCGGGUCUUCAAGUUCUCGUCCAAGGUCAAGGAGAUCAAGGCCACCUUCACAAACGGCAUCCUCACCAUCACCGUCCCCAAGGAGCAGGACACCGUCACGACCAUCGCCAUCCAGUAGAACAAGAACAAAAUCUUAUACAUCUCUCCUUCCCAAUUCUCCUCUAGCUCGAGGCCGGCGCCAUUUUUUUGCGCUGCCGAGAGAGAUCUAGUUCUUUGCUGAUCAAUCAACUCAAUCAAUCGAUUCUAUGUUAGCGUCCAUCUACUCUGGGAUCGAUGGCGAUCG
This is a messenger RNA of Selaginella moellendorffii, 738 nucleotides long. Its product is annotated as 18.1 kDa class I heat shock protein-like. Lineage: Eukaryota; Viridiplantae; Streptophyta; Lycopodiopsida; Selaginellales; Selaginellaceae. Gene Ontology annotation, biological process: response to salt stress; response to hydrogen peroxide; protein folding. The record is from RefSeq and is a predicted model, not a curated record. The transcript is spliced from 4 exons. Bases 58 to 573 code for a protein of 171 amino acids.